UAUAUAAUACAUACAUAAUUUCCUGCACAUACAAUAUUCUGUUGAGCUUGACACCUGUUUUUUUGUAUAGGUUAGAGCGAGUAUAAUGUAUUGUUAGCCGUGUUAUUUAAAGAGUUCAUGAAACUCAAUUUCACAUCCGGUCAGCCAAAAAAGUCUCGACAGAGCUGUCAUUCUUCAAAUUGAAUCUGUGGCCUCUGUUCCCGUCAAUUGUGUUUAACACUGCACCUUGAGCACCUCAGGAUUACCGUGUGAACCGAAACAUUUCCCCAACAUGCAACCGGCUCUCGUCGUGAUCUGGCUGGCCGCUCUACAACAAUCCAUUCCGGUUAAUUGUUUCCCUGUACACCUAGACCUGUCGCCGCCGCACAGGACAAUCAAAGGAAUCCUCGCGCGCUCCGAGUCUGUCGAUACAGGACAUUAUUUAUGGAAGGUGAAUUUGAAUGGACAUGUAAAGAAAGCCAUCUUCACAAACUCUCUCGUUGUCCUCCCAAUAAGAACAGAAACAAGUGACUUUGUGUCAAUAUUGGACUUGAAAAGUAAACGUUUCUUAUGUGUCGACGUCGAGGAAAAGUGGUUCAGUUCUAUGAUGUUCAGCAGGAAAGAGUGCCUUUUCCAGCACAGGCGGAUGGAGAACCAUGUUGACGUGUUCUAUUCAUCCAGCAAUGGACUGUUGCUCCUACUGGAAGGGGCUGAGAUCCCUGUGAAAGGGUAUGACUUGUUAAAGAGACACAUGGUUUACAGAAGGAAGAGGAGCCAACAGGAGAACCCAGAUGCAGACUCCAUGGAGGAUCAGGACCUGGCUAUGCAACAGGACCAAGAACGAGCUGGCGCCAUUUCCAAGGAGACCAUCACUUCUUGUGACGACCCUUUGCGGGUGUUGCAUUCCAAUAGCCCAGGCAGUCCUACCAAAUUGGCUGUGCAAAAGGCAGACAAAGUGGCCCAGGGUGGUCUAGCGGUCUAAGCAGACAUCUACGGUGUUGUCAUAGGUUUGAAUCCAACCUACUGCCCUCUUUCCCUACUAUCUUCCCUACUAUCAUCCUCUCUUUAUCUUAGGGGUAGGCAACCUUGUUCCUGGAGUGCUUGCAGGAUUUUGCCCCAACUAGGCAUCACACCAGGCCAAAUGAGCUAAUUGACUAAAUUCAACACACCUGGUCUUCCAAGUUGGUUAUAUCAAAAACAAGUCCUUGCGUCACUCCAGAACCAAGGUUGCCUAGUCCUGCUCUAACUGUUCAAUAAAGUCAGAAAAUAGCUUAAAUAUAUUUUUAAAAUGGAAAAUGCAGAGAAAGAGUGAAGCAUUGGCCAAUGGCUUGACUCGUAAGGCCAGAGAAAUGAGCUUUGAAUUUGAAGCUUGUCUGGAAAAUGUUGAAACUUUUUGCGAGAUAACAUUAAGGGAUAUACAGUAAUGCCAUGCACCAGUGCCUCAAUCCUCAUGAGUUUGUGGUUUUGCAAUCGUAGUCUGGAUGGAGGGGUCACAAUACAACUUGAGAAGGAGCACGUUAGAUUGAAACAAGGAGGUGAAUUAGAAAACUGAUCAGUGAGCAUCAUGAGAAACAGUCUUACAUGCUUAUAUGUUGAGGUAGUGCUUCUUAAGGUCAUUAAUGAGUGGAUGAGAAUGGGUGGAUGAGAAUGGGUGGAUGAGAAUGGGUAGAUGAGACCAUGCGUAUAGUGCAGUGAGAAGCCAACCCUUUGGUUAUGCAAGGGUGUGAUGCACUUUUUCACUGGGACCAGAAAUCGGCCCUGGCAUUUGUAACACACCGGCCCGUUUCUUUCCUCAAGGCCCAGACAGCGACCAAUUUUUUUUUCUCCCCCUUGUGGCCCCCAUUCUUAGCCUGAUGAUGAUAAUUUUGCACAAAAAAAAACAAGUUAGGCAGGCCCAC
This is a messenger RNA of Oncorhynchus tshawytscha (Chinook salmon), 1877 nucleotides long. Its product is annotated as fibroblast growth factor 23. Bases 272 to 961 code for a protein of 229 amino acids. The record is from RefSeq and is a predicted model, not a curated record. Gene Ontology annotation, molecular function: growth factor activity. NCBI's taxonomy places the organism in Eukaryota, Metazoa, Chordata, Actinopteri, Salmoniformes, Salmonidae. The transcript has 3 exons.